Messenger RNA from Lasiosphaeria miniovina, 690 nucleotides. RefSeq lists its product as uncharacterized. The record is from RefSeq and is a predicted model, not a curated record. Bases 155 to 571 code for a protein of 138 amino acids. The transcript has a single exon. Lineage: Eukaryota; Fungi; Ascomycota; Sordariomycetes; Sordariales; Lasiosphaeriaceae.
AUGGCUGGCGCCGAGUGAUGAGUUGUCGUCUAUCGGAUGCAAGUGAUUGAGCGAGUUCGUCUUAGUCGUAACGGCCAACAUCAGAAAGGAGUGCCUUUGCAGCAGAUGGUCUGGACUCCGUCCAUGUGAACAUGACUUUUGGCGAAGAAAGAAGAUGCAGGAAAGGAUGGCGUGGCCAAUUAUGGUGAUGGUGGUGGUGGUGGUGGUGUUGAAGUGCUCGGUUGCCAGAGAGAUCGAAAGAGCUGCGGCUUGGACGAAAAUGGUGGUUUCGGCGUGCGCGCGCUCAGAAGUUGACGAAUUCAAAGAGCCGGCUGCAGUCGGAGCAGUCCUUGUAGUCAAUGACGGGAAUCACGCGGUCAUAUUGGCGGCUGUAGACGCAUUCGCCAUAUAUGUGCCGAGUGUAAACGGCGCACGAGUAAGCCUGGCGGCGGAGCUUGCUCUUGUGCCCGCAGGCAUAUGUGGUUUGCUCCCAGGUGCACAUGUUGGAUGCUUGGUGGUGAUGGCUUGCUUCAGUUCGAUCCUGUGGAGACUGCGAGCGGGCGGUGACGAAGCUGUUGAUGGCCGUGAAUGAAGAAUGUGUGGCCGCGGGGCUCGGGCAGGUUUUAUGGUGUUGGAUACGGGAGAUCUUCUGUUGGCCGUGAAGGAUCGUGGGAGGUGUGGUGUUGUUGCAGGGAGGCGACACGCGAUGGA